Molecule: messenger RNA, 2144 nt
Organism: Hyaena hyaena (striped hyena)
Lineage: Eukaryota; Metazoa; Chordata; Mammalia; Carnivora; Hyaenidae
Gene: NHERF4
Product: PDZ domain containing 3
Exons: 11
Coding region: 1-1518 (505 amino acids)
Biological process (GO): protein localization to plasma membrane
Cellular component (GO): apical plasma membrane
Molecular function (GO): signaling receptor binding; protein-membrane adaptor activity
Source: RefSeq, a predicted model, not a curated record
AUGGAAGCAGCUGCAGAUCUUCAGGACUCAGCCUCCUUAACUCUGAAGUUUGAGUUUAACCCAAAGCAGGGCAUUGACAAUCCUGUCCUCUCUCUGGCUGAAGACCACGACCCCUCCGAUCUCUGGAGCCUGGAGCGGCCUCGCUUCUGUCUGCUGAGCAAAGAGAAGGGCGGGAGUUUUGGCUUCCACCUGACACAGGAGCUGGCCAAGGCUGUGCCUGUGGUGUGCAGGGUGGAUCCGGGCACCUCUGCCCAGUGCCAGGGUCUUCGGGAAGGGGACCGGAUCCUAGGGGUGAACGACCACGUUGUGGAACAUGAAGACUAUGGUGCGGUGGUGCGCCGCAUCCGGGCCAGCGGUCCGCGGGUGUUGCUGACGGUUUUGGCGCAGCAUGUGUAUGACGCGGUUCAAGCCCUGCAGGGAAACAGUGCCCACGUCUCUCCUACUCUCGGCCCAGGGGUCCGGCCCCGACUGUGUCACAUAGUGAAAGAUGAGGGCGGUUUUGGCUUCAGUGUCACCUACAGUUAUCAGGGUCCUUUCUGGUUGGUGCUGGGUACUGGAGGAGCAGCUGAGCGGGCAGGGGUGCCCCCUGGGGCCCGGCUGCUGGAAGUGAACGGGGUCAGCGUGGAGAAGCUCACUUAUAACCAACUCCGCAGGAAGCUUUCGCAGAGUGGAGAGCAAGUGACCCUGCUGGUGGCCGGGCCAGAGGUGGAGGAGCAGUGUCGCCGGCUGGGAGUGCCCCUGGCUGCGCCCCUGGCGGAGGGCUGGGCACUGCCCGCCAAGCCACGCCGUCUGCACCUACAGAAGGGGCCCAAGGGCUUUGGGUUCCUGCUUCGGGAAGAGAAAGGUCUGGAUGGCCAACCAGGACAGUUCCUGUGGGAGGUGGACCCUGGACUGCCAGCUGAGAAGGCCGGGAUGCAGGCUGGGGACCGGCUGGUGGCUGUGGCUGGGGAAAGCGUGGAGGGGCUGGGCCACGAGGAGACGGUGUCCAGGAUCCGGGAGCAGGGCUCCUCCGUCUCCCUCACCGUUGUCGACCCUGAGGCUGACCGCUUCUUCAGCAUGGUUCGCUUGUCCCCACUUCUCUUCUUGGAGAGCACAGAGGCUGCUGCGUCUCCCCAGGAAAACUGCUCCGCCUCUCUGGUUGAAACCAAGGACCUGCCAGUUGAAGAUACAGCCACGCCUCUUGUCCCAUGUGGCUCCCGCCAGUGCUUCCUGUACCCUGGGUCCGGCGGUGGCUAUGGCUUCCGACUUACCUGCGUGGCCAGCGAGCCACGUCUCUUCAUCUCCCAGGUCACCCUAGGAGGCUCAGCCGCCCGGGCGGGGCUGCGAAUGGGAGAUGUGGUUCUGGAGGUGAAUGGGUAUCCCCUGGGUGGAGAGAAUGACGUGGAAAAGCUUCAGCAGCUCGUUGAGGCUGAGCCACCCCUCUGCCUGAAGCUGGCCGCCAGGUCCUCCCAGGGCUACGAAGCCUGGAAUUACCCAGGGGUCGGAGAGGACUGGGCUCUGCCCUCGGAGCUCCUAUAGCCCUCCUCCGCCUGGCACAGACCUGCCAGGGGCCUUCCUGUCCUCACUCUCCUCGCGGAGGUAGGAGCUGAGAAGCUGUCUUUAAGCCUGAAGCUGCGGCCAUAGAAUUCUGGACACCCCCAAUCACAGGAUUGCUCAAGGUCUCCCUCCCUUCCCAUGGGUCCAACCUCCCAGAAGACGGUGUGGCCAGAGGCCUCAGGCAGGCCCAUCCGGGGGCCUGGGGACCUUGGGAGUUGUGUCCCAAGGGUGAAGUUCUGCCUGAAACGAACGGAGUGGUGUGGUUUUGAGGUUUAUAAUAACUUAUACCCUUUCCCAGCACGGAGCUCCUAAAAUCUUUGGAAUUUCCUAAGUAAUAAGAGUGAGAAAGGUGUUUUCGUUAUUCAUAACAAGCCCCAUUCAACCACAUCUACCUUUGUUAAGGAAGUGAUUUUUGGAAAGUACCUAAGGAUGGGGGACUGGUGCCAGGGGAACCUACCACGUGAUUAGAGAGGGUUAGAGCUUUCAGCCCCACCCCACCCCUACCCUCCAUCUCCCGGGAGGGGAGAGGCACUGCAGGUUGAAUUAAUCACCAAUGACCAAUGGUUUCAUUGCUCGUGCCUCCAUAAAAAACCAAAAGGACAGGGUUC